Naumovozyma dairenensis CBS 421 is the source of this 768-nucleotide messenger RNA. It is a transcript of the gene UTP11, whose product is annotated as rRNA-processing protein UTP11. Gene Ontology annotation, cellular component: small-subunit processome; nucleolus. NCBI's taxonomy places the organism in Eukaryota, Fungi, Ascomycota, Saccharomycetes, Saccharomycetales, Saccharomycetaceae. The record is from RefSeq and is a predicted model, not a curated record. Gene Ontology annotation, biological process: rRNA processing. The coding region runs from base 1 to 768 and encodes 255 amino acids. The transcript has a single exon.
AUGGCUAAACUGGUUCAUGAUGUGCAAAAGAAACAACACAGGGAACGUUCUCAAUUGAAUAGUCGUUCAAGACUUGGGUUCUUGGAGAAACAUAAAGAUUAUGUUAAACGUGCCCAAGAUUAUCACAGAAAGGAAAAUACUUUGAAGAUACUUAGAAGUAAAGUGAAGGAAAGAAAUCCAGAUGAAUAUUACCAUGCUAUGCAUUCAAGGAGGGUCGAUGCUAAGGGACUUUUAGUGACCAGCCGUCGCGGCGAAGAUGAAGAUGAAUCAUUAUCUACUGAUCAGGUUAAGCUACUGAAAACUCAAGAUAGUAAUUACGUUAGAACCUUAAGGCAGGUAGAAUUGAAAAAAUUGGAAAAUAAAUCCAAGACUUUGAUGUUUUCAGCCAGUGGGAAUCACACAGUUUUUGUUGAUAAUAGAGAUGAUUUCAAAAGCUUUAAUGCAGAAGAGCAUUUCGGGACGACUACUGAACUUCUAACGAGAAAUGAAAAUAGAUUAACGAAGGAACAGUUGAUACAUAGUGCGUUAAUGAAUCCAUCUGGCAAUAUAGCAUCUUCAUCUGCUAUUAUGCCGAGAGAGUCCUUAAAUAAAAAGAAACUAAAAAAAUUCAAGAUUGUUAAACAACAUUUGGAAAGAGAAAAUCAAUUGAAAGAGGUACAAAGUAGGAUGGAUAUGCAAAGGGAAGUCAUGAAAAAGGGAUCCAAGAAGAAAAUUAUUGAUACAAGGGGAAAAGUUUCUUUUAAAUGGAAGAAACAACGUAAACGUUAA